This is a messenger RNA of Aspergillus thermomutatus, 1749 nucleotides long. RefSeq names its product putative transcription factor RfeF (gene rfeF). The transcript is spliced from 6 exons. NCBI's taxonomy places the organism in Eukaryota, Fungi, Ascomycota, Eurotiomycetes, Eurotiales, Aspergillaceae. The record is from RefSeq and is a predicted model, not a curated record. The coding region runs from base 1 to 1749 and encodes 582 amino acids.
AUGGGGUUUGCCUCCAAAAUUGCCAACGCUCAAAACAACCCGCAGAAGAUGAGCAACCCAGGUGCUUAUUCGGGAGCUCCGCCGGCUGGCUACACGGGAGGUCCUCCUGCAGCGCUGCAGCCUGGUGCUGGUGGAUAUCCUCAGUCUCCCUAUCCAACAUCUACUCCGCCGCCGCAACAGCAGCAAUAUCAGUCCUAUAACCCACCGUCGGUGCCUCCAAACAAGCCAGCUCCUUCGCCUUCCCCAGGAUAUCCGCAAGCACCGUACAGCCCCCAUCCAUCGUCACAGGGCUACCCUCAGGCUUCACCCUACAGUAAUGAACCUUCAUAUGGCCAAGGGCAGCCCCAGCAGGGUUAUGGACGAACUGCCCCACCUCCACCACAGGUUCAGCCCUACGGAGCGCCAUAUUCUCCACAGCAACAGGCAUAUGGACAGCCUUAUCCACCUCAAGGCGCGCCGUAUCAAGGCGGACCUGCAGGCCCUGGCGGGCCCCCAGGACCAGCUGGAUAUGGCCACCCUGGCGGCGCUCCUCCCGCUCGUGCCACUGAUCAGCAGAUCGGCGCCUACAGACAGCUUCUGAUUGGAACCAUUCAAGAGAAGAAUUUGCAAAGCUUUUACCCUCCUGACAGACUGGAUAGACUUGUCCAGCAGUUGGCCAAUGACGCUCCCGGAAAAGUUGACAGACUUGUCCAUGAGUGGUCAGUGCCGCAGGAAGUGGCAAUGGAUGUCAUGAAACUUGCUCUUUUUGAUGUUAUCCUUUAUGUCGAUGACAGUGGUUCCAUCGAGUUCGAAGAGAAGGGGAUGAGAAAAGAGCAGCUUAGACAGAUUCUCGGUAUCGUCGCAACCGGUGCAUCGACGUUCGACCAAGAUGGCAUCUCUGUGCGCUUCAUGAACUCCAAUGAAAUAGGCGAUGGUAUCCGCAGCGUCGAUGAUGUCAACAUGCUCGUCUCACGUGUUCGGUUCGCCGGCUUGACACCAUUGGGUACAGGCUUGAGGAACAAGGUACUUGAGCCAUUGGUUGUUGGUCCUGCUCGGGCCGGUCGUCUGCAGAAGCCUGUCCUGAUCAUCACGAUCACAGAUGGUCAGCCUGCCGGUGAGCCACACGACGCUGUCGCUAGCGCCAUUCGAUAUGCCAGCGAAGAGGUAUCCAGAACCCAAUACGGAAGAGGUGCAGUCUCGUUCCAGUUUUCGCAGGUUGGAACCGACAACAAGGCCCGCGAGUUCCUUGCCAGUCUGGAUGAGGACCCCCACAUCGGCGGCUUGAUCGACUGUACAUCCAACUUCGAAGUCGAACAAGAUGAGAUGUCUCGCGCCAACCCUCCAAUUCAUCUGACUCGCGAGCUCUGGUGCGCCAAAUUGAUGCUCGGUGCCGUUGAUUCCUCUUACGAUACCAAGGACGAAAAGGCCGCUGGUGGCCCCGGCGGUCCCGGCGGUCCUCCCCCUUCUGGACCUCCUCCUGGCCAGUACGGUGGUUACAACCAAGGACCAAACUAUGGCCAGCAGCCCGGCUACUAUAACCAACCUCCGCCAUCCGGAUACAAUCAGCCAGGACCCUAUGGCCAGGGACAAGGCUACAACCGUCCAAGCCAGGGUGGACCCCCACAGCCUGGCUAUGGACAGCCGUACGGUGGAUAUGGAGCCCCUCCUCCAUCUGACCCAUACGGACGUCCUCCCUCUGGUCCUCCACCAGGUGGCUAUCCUCCGCAGCAGAGACCCUAUGGACAGCCUCCCCCACCCCCAAGGUACUGA